This is a messenger RNA of Spea bombifrons (plains spadefoot toad), 999 nucleotides long. Its product is annotated as platelet-derived growth factor receptor-like protein. The record is from RefSeq and is a predicted model, not a curated record. The transcript has 5 exons. Lineage: Eukaryota; Metazoa; Chordata; Amphibia; Anura; Pelobatidae. The annotation marks the transcript as partial.
AAACAGAAAGCUUCUCCUGGCCAGGCUGCGGGAUCCAUUCUCUCUCAAGUCAUCAACAGAGGGAGGUAUCAACAAGUAGGGGACACAGUAACUGUGAAGGCUGGUCAGCCAUUGGAUCUACGCUGUAAAGGGACAUCUGUCCGCUGGAAUUACCCAUACUACUUGCAAGAAGAUGAUGAGGGCCGGCUCAGAAUCAAACAUUUUGGUCGAUAUAGCCAGCUUCUGCUUAUGAAUUCCACUGGUGCGGAUACUGGCGAGUACAGCUGUGGGGGCUACCAGUGUGAGGGAGAUGGUUGCCAUGAUGGCGUGGAGAAGACAGGCAAAACAUUUGUAUUUGUAACAGAUCCCCAGGAACUCUUUGUACCAACAGAAGACUAUUACGUCAUUGUUCAGAUGCGCACAAGACAGCCAGCAGUGCUACCCUGCCAGGUGACCAACCCUCUCGCCAAGGUGACAUUACACCGAGAGUUCCCACCUGAGCAGAUACCCAUCGACGGGGCAAAGAUUGCUUUUGACAUCAAGAAAGGAUUUGUUAUUUACAAGCCUGAUCCGUCUCUCGCUGGUUCUCUGUACUGUAUUGCAGAGUCGGGCAACCUUCGCCAGAUGUCCACCAAAUACAUGCUGAUAUACGUACAUUACCCAUCAUCACCCCCUAAGCCUUCCAUAGAAGCAUCAAGGAGCUCAGUGAGAGCUGGAGAAAAUUUUAUUGUCACCUGCACUGUUUUAGGGGACCUGGAGAUUAGCGUGGACUUUACCUGGAAGUAUCCAGGGCAGCAGAUGGGAAGGCCUCCUUACGUACGAGAGAAUACAGAUCAGGUAAGAAGAGGAGGUCAACUCAUGCAGGAAUCAAAGAGUGUCCUGUAUGUGGAUGGGGCUAGACCGGUGGAUGAUGGGACCUACACUUGCACAGCCCAAAAUUUGCAGGGCAGCACAACUGUGACCACCAACGUUGCCAUCCUCCCAGCUGGAACUACUGCUCGAGCAAGACGUCAUGGUUAA